AUGGCCCCUGAACCAUCUACUGCUCCUGUUGAGCGACUCCAGAGAGUCGAUUCCCAGCCGGAGAACCCUUACGCCAGUUUGAUUGAGGACCAAUCCAUUGCAGUGAUUCCUUCAUUCACUCUUGAGUCCGGAGUCACCCUUUACAAUGUUCCUGUGGCGUAUACUACUCGUGGUGUCCUCUCCCCCAAUGGCGACAAUGUUCUGGUCAUCUGCCACGCUUUGAGUGGUAGUGCCGAUGUCGCAGAUUGGUGGGGUCCGCUCCUCGGUGGCCCUGGUCAAGCAUUCGAUGUGUCGCGAUUCUUCGUGGUUUGUCUGAAUAGUUUGGGUAGCCCCUACGGAAGUGCGAGUGCCGUCACCUACAAGGAUGGUAAGCCUGAGAAUGGCUACUAUGGUCCUGAAUUCCCUUUGACUACUGUGCGCGAUGAUGUCAAUAUCCACAAGCUCGUCUUGGAUGACUUGGGUGUCAAGCAGAUCGCCGCCGUUGUUGGUGGUUCCAUGGGUGGAAUGCUUACCCUGGAAUAUUCAUUCUUCGGCAAGGAUUAUGUCCGUUGCAUUGUCCCGAUUGCGACAUCCGCACGCCACUCUGCGUGGUGCAUCAGCUGGGGUGAGGCCCAACGCCAAAGUAUUUACUCCGAUCCUAAGUAUGAUGAUGGAUACUACCCAUUUGACGACCCUCCUGCUACUGGUCUUGGAGCCGCCCGUAUGUCGGCGCUGCUUACCUACCGUAGUCGGGACUCUUUCGAGUCUCGCUUCGGACGUAAUGUGCCCGAUCCGUCAAAGCGGCAAAACAUCAAAGGCACAGAUAAGCUGCCCACGCCUCCCAAUGAGCAUUGGGCCAUUCACAAUGAUGGACACAAGGGUGGCUUGUCAUCUCGCUCUGAGAGCCGACAGAACUCUCCUGUGCCCCAGACUGAGCUUCAAUACAUGGAUCCCCAGUUCUCUGGAACCAAGACCUACUCUGCUUCGACUCCAAUGAAGACCGACUCUGCCGGUCGCCCGCGUCCACCAACAUACUUCUCCGCCCAAUCCUACCUUCGCUACCAGGGAGACAAGUUUGUACAGCGAUUUGAUGCCAACUGCUACAUCGCUAUGACCCGUAAGCUGGAUACACACGAUGUCUCUCGCCAUCGUGCUACUGGAAACACCGAAGACCGUGUUCUUGAAGCACUGUCCCGUGUUGAGCAGCCCGCUCUGGUCAUCGGCAUCGAGUCUGAUGGUCUGUUCACUUUUGCCGAGCAGCAGGAGAUCGCCGAUGGAAUCCCUGACUCUCGACUGAAGCGCAUUGACAGUCCCGAGGGUCACGACGCCUUCCUGUUACAGUUUGAGCAGGUCAACCGUCACGUCGUCGAGUUCUUCCACGAGGUUCUGCCCGACUUGAUGGCUGCUUCCAGUGCUGAUGGCGCUGCUGCCGUUGCUAGUGUGAACAAGCUCACCAAGAGCAGCACUUUCGGCGAGGCUGAAGUGGAGGAUAUUACCGCAUGGUAA
Penicillium malachiteum is the source of this 1485-nucleotide messenger RNA. It is a transcript of the gene met2, whose product is annotated as homoserine O-acetyltransferase. Gene Ontology annotation, biological process: L-homoserine metabolic process. The transcript is spliced from 3 exons. Gene Ontology annotation, molecular function: homoserine O-acetyltransferase activity. Bases 1 to 1485 code for a protein of 494 amino acids. The record is from RefSeq and is a predicted model, not a curated record. Lineage: Eukaryota; Fungi; Ascomycota; Eurotiomycetes; Eurotiales; Aspergillaceae.